AUGCUUCAACUUUCCGAUCUCUCCGCCAUUAAAUCUGACUCUCUUGCUGGAAUCUUUCUAGCUGAAGUCGCUAUCUCCAGUUUCCAUGGCGGGAUUUCUCUCUGUCGUAAGGCGCGUGUACCUCACUCUCUACAAUUGGAUCGUCUUUGCUGGAUGGUAAAGGCUCAGGUUUUGUACUUUGCGAUAAAGACGUUGAAGGAAACGGGAUAUGAAAAUGUGUAUGACGCCAUUGAGAAGCCUCUCCAGCUUGCUCAGACUGCCGCCGUUCUCGAGAUUCUUCAUGGAUUAGUAGGUUUGGUUAGAUCUCCUGUUUCUGCAACUCUGCCACAGAUUGGUUCAAGGCUGUUUCUCACUUGGGGAAUCCUAUACAGUUUUCCAGAGGUCAGAUCUCAUCUUCUAGUUUCGUCACUAGUCAUAAGCUGGUCCAUCACGGAGAUUAUUCGCUACUCCUUCUUUGGUCUUAAGGAAGCUCUAGGCUUUGCACCUUCAUGGCACUUGUGGCUCAGAUACAGCAGCUUUUUGUUGCUGUACCCGACCGGUAUCAGCAGUGAAGUAGGUCUUAUCUACCUUGCAUUACCACACAUCAAGACAUCUGAGAUGUACAGCGUUAGGAUGCCUAACUCAUUGAACUUCUCAUUCGACUACUUCUAUGCAACGAUACUCGUCCUUGCAAUCUAUGUCCCAGGCACAAACUCCAUUGACCUUUCUUUAAGAACAUAUCCGAUGAAUCUGUUUGAUUCUGAUCUGUGA
Molecule: messenger RNA, 750 nt
Organism: Arabis nemorensis
Lineage: Eukaryota; Viridiplantae; Streptophyta; Magnoliopsida; Brassicales; Brassicaceae
Source: the annotation of a GenBank genome assembly